Colias croceus (clouded yellow) is the source of this 1224-nucleotide messenger RNA. RefSeq names its product homeobox protein Hox-D11-like. The record is from RefSeq and is a predicted model, not a curated record. The transcript has 2 exons. Lineage: Eukaryota; Metazoa; Arthropoda; Insecta; Lepidoptera; Pieridae. Gene Ontology annotation, molecular function: DNA-binding transcription factor activity, RNA polymerase II-specific; RNA polymerase II cis-regulatory region sequence-specific DNA binding. Gene Ontology annotation, cellular component: nucleus. The coding region runs from base 1 to 1224 and encodes 407 amino acids. Gene Ontology annotation, biological process: regulation of transcription by RNA polymerase II.
AUGUCUGUGUCAUCGUCUUUAGCUAGUCAGUCACAGGCAGAGCUAACUUAUUUGAGCGAUACUAGCGACCAACAAUGGAGCCCUGAAAAUAACAGUCAAAAUCCUCGACCUGAAAUGGCUCUUCCAUGGCCAGGUGUUGUUCAAUAUGAAAAUAAUAAUGCUCAUACUGUUCCUGCGCCUGUGUACGGGAUGCAAAAAUCGAUGGCACAUGAGAAUUCGAAUUACUUCAAUAUGAACAAUAACUUCAGCCAGCCUACCAAGGAAUAUGCGGAUUUAUCAUAUCAAAAAAGAGAGCCAAUUAGCAAUGGUCACUACAUACCAAACGGCGUAAACAUUCCUGAUGCUACUUUUACUAUUACUAAUAUGCCAAGAAACGGGCCAGUGUUCACAAAUAGUUAUCCUAAUCCUCCUAGAACAGAGCAAUACGUGAAUGCAAAUAAUGUAUGGAACAACGCUCCUGCAAAUGGUCAACAAGUACCACGCACCAAUUGGAAUGUGAACAAAGUAAUGAGUAAUGGAAUCAAGAAACCAAAACGUGCGCGUACAGCCUUCACAACAAAUCAAAUGAUGGAGUUAGAACUUGAAUACGCGAGAACAAGAUAUCUUGACCGCAAUCGGCGCAUCGAGCUUUCCGAGACGUUGCAACUCAGUGAAAAGACAGUAAAAGUUUGGUUUCAAAACAGGCGUAUGAAAGAUAAAAAAGAAAGAGCUGAAGGAGGUGAAGAUUUUGAAGCUACUAGUACAACUGAGUCGUCGCCAGAAAAUAACAUGCCUCCACCUCCAUACAACACCUAUCAUCAAACCGUGCAUAAUACUGUUUAUCACCCAAGACAGAUUAUGCACGAUGAACGAUAUCAAGUACCUAUGCCUACUUUAGACACAAGUACAAUUCCUGUACCAGUGCAGAAUGCGGUUGUGAAUGCAUAUCCUAACUUUUUCACUACUAGCAAUACAGUUAAUCAUAAUUUAAAUAAUGAACAAGAUAAUUUACAAUCACAGUUUCAAUCUAUUAUUGUUAAUGACGAAGUUGAUAACGCAUCGAUAGAAGUAAAUGAUGAUGAGACAAUAAGCAAUACGGAAGAAACUGUGAGCGAUAUAAAGACAGAAGAAUCUUCUCCUGAAUUUAAUAAUGAAGAUAGUGAAGCAUCGAAGGCUAAUGUCAAUGGAGAAAAUUGGGGAGAAUUAUCGUGGGUUCGGAUUAUGGAUAUGAAUGAUGAAGUUUAA